AUGUCGAUGAAAGUCACCACCACCAUUCCGACAGAGCUAGGCUACAAGACAUGCACUGUCGAAGUAUCUCUCGGCGGCGCCGACCUCAACCAUCGCCUCGAAGCGGCGAUCCAGCAGAAGAUCAGCGAGAUCACGCAACAGGUGAAUGCCGAGAUGAACAAGUUCGUUGAGAAGCUCGUGGAGGAUCGCAAGCCGGUCAUCAUCAUGCACAGCCUCAACGGGUUUCACUUCGUCCUUCAUGACAACGUCACCGGUCUGCACUUCGACACCGUCGUUGGUACUCAAGAUGGUUGCACCGUGGAAGCAGUCCUGAAGAGCUUUUGCCAGCAUCACGAUUACCACGUCGAGGAUCUAGUCGCCAAAGUCGCGGGGCAAAGAGUCGAUCCCUCCCGACGUAUGGCCGACUUGGCCUUGUCGAAAGCGGAUCCCUGGGACGUUAUGGUGUUGGAUGUCUACAACAAGCGUUUCCUAGCAAAGUCCGGUAUGAGCUACUUCCAAAGGAACCCGGGCGGGUACCGCGGUGGAGCCCAUGAGGAAAAAGAGCGGCAUGAGCAAUGUGUCGAUCUCGUCAACGCUUUCAUUGCCGAGCGCGGCUCUGUAGCCUCCGCAGGCGGUGUGGCUGCAGAUGGCAAUGCGUUUUACUUUAAGCGCGUUGAUGGCGCAAUCGCUCACCGAUGUGGCGCAGAGGUCAACGGCGGUGAUCAAGCUCACGAUGUUGCGGUGCGUGAAGCAGAUUCCUAG
This is a messenger RNA of Saxophila tyrrhenica, 741 nucleotides long. RefSeq lists its product as uncharacterized. Bases 1 to 741 code for a protein of 246 amino acids. The record is from RefSeq and is a predicted model, not a curated record. Lineage: Eukaryota; Fungi; Ascomycota; Dothideomycetes; Mycosphaerellales; Extremaceae. The transcript has 3 exons.